AUGGCUAAGACAAGGAGUAUGACUAGAAAGCAAAGCCAUGGCAAUGCAUCUAGUAGGAAGAGGAUCAAGACUUGUAACCCUGCUUGGUCAGAUCUCAACCAUGAUGUGCUUUUUUUAGUUAUGAUGCAACUUGGAGUUAUUGAUUUUGUUGCAUUUAGUGGAGUUUGCAACUUAUGGAGAUUAUUUUCAGUCUCUAACAAGAAGGAUUUUAUGGUGUCCAAACCACCGAUGUCCAUUUCUAUAUCUACACUAGGUUUUAAGAAAGGCUGCUACUUAAAGGACUAUGAAGGAAGAAAGUUCAAAACCAUCCUUCCCCAUUGUGGUCGUAGGAUGAUCUGUGUUGGAUUAACUUGUGGUUACUUGAUCUUGUUGUGCAAGAAAACCCGUGACUUCUGGCUUGUAAAUCCUAUCACAAGGCAUGAACUUCAUUUCCCUGUUGGGGAUGUCCCCAUUGUCACCUUAUGUAUUGAUUAUGACGUUGACAGGGCUAUCCUUGUCUUUUCACCUUCAAUAUCUAGGUGGGUGUUUGUUGUGUUCGAUAGAUUCGAUAGUAAAAUAUGGUUUUGUAUAGAUGAAAAACGAGAAUGGACUUAUGUCUACACCCCUUCCCACAUCUAUGAUAUAUUUGCUUUCAAGGGAAAGUUAUAUACCAUAAAUUAUGAUAAUAGUUUAAAUGAAGUGAGACUUUUUCCAACACCCAAAGUGACAUUACUUGAUCUCACGAAUUUCCUAAAGCCAAGCUUUGGUCAUCCGAUGUUUGUAAGUUCCGGUGAAAAUCUUUGUGUGAUUGAUCGAUUUUCUAUAUAUUCGCACAAGGAGAAGAAGAUUCAAGAAAUAAAUUUCAGCAAAAUGGAAUGGGUGCCACGUGAAAAGAAAAAGAAUAAUAUGCAUUUUUUAUAG
Molecule: messenger RNA, 900 nt
Organism: Lactuca virosa
Lineage: Eukaryota; Viridiplantae; Streptophyta; Magnoliopsida; Asterales; Asteraceae
Source: the annotation of a GenBank genome assembly